AUCUAAGGGUCAUUAACACAGCUCCUCCUCUAGCAUUGCUUGUGCAGGUAGAACUGUAGAGGAUAAUACAGAUUGCUGCUCCUACGGAAAGCCUUCUCAAAACUCUACCAGAACAAAAUCUCUCACACCCCCACCCCACAAAAUCGAAAUUCCCUUGUUUUCUCUUUAACACCCUUCAAAAUCUUCCUCGUUGUCCAUUCAAGCCACACACACAUCCUCAAAUGGCCCUCAUCUUUCUGAAAUCCACAAGAGAAAUGAAUAAUUUAAUUUCCACAAUGAUUUAAUCCAUCUGAGAGUGAGACAUCACCAAAUGGGAAACCCCCCAAAACCCCUCCCUCUUCUCUUCCCCCUUCUAGCUAUUCUCCUCCAAUUUGCCCCAUAUUCCCGACCUGAAUCCGACUCCACCACCGUCGUCUACAAGGGCUGCUCAAACCAGUCCUUCUCGGACCCCUCCGGCGCUUCCUCCCAGGCAAUUUCCACCGUGUUCGGCACCCUCGUCGCCCAAUCCUCCAGAAACAAGUUCUUCCGGACCACCGCCGCCGCCGCCGGCCGGGACUCCAUCGACGGCCUCUUCCAGUGCCGGGGCGACCUCUCCAACGUGGACUGCUACAGCUGCGUGAGCAAGAUCCCGAUCCUCAUCGACCGGCUCUGCAGCGGCCGGCCCGUCGCCGCCCGGCUGCACCUCGCCGGCUGCUACAUGUCGUACGAGGUGUCGGGGUACUCGAGGAUGUCCGGAAUGGAGAUGUUGUACAAGGACUGCAGCGAGAAGAGCGCCGGUGGGCAAGGGUUCGAGGAGAGGAGGGACACGGCCCUGAGCGCGCUGGAGAGCGGGAUGAGCUGCAACGGCGUGCGGGAUGGGUUCUACUCGGCGAGCGCCGAGUCCGUGUACGUGAUGGGGCAGUGCGAGGGCGACGUGGGGCCCGCCGACUGUGCUGACUGCGUGCGGAUUGCGGUGCAGAGGGCGCAGGUCGAGUGUGGGAGCUCGGUUGCGGGUCGGGUCUACCUGGACAAGUGCUUUGUCGGGUACGGGUAUGGUCCGAAUGGGUCGCCCAAGAAAUCUGCCUCUGCUUCCUUUAAUUCUCCGUAUUCUUCUUCGUAUUCUUCAUCCUCCUCUUCUUCUUCCUCAGGGGCAGGGCCGAAUACAGGAAAGACGAUGGCUAUAAUAUUUGGAGGGGCAGCCGGAGUAGGGUUUUUGGUCAUUUGCAUUCUUUUCGCAAGAGGUGUAGUGAAGAAAAAGGAUGAUUUUUGAGAGCUUGAGGAAUUUGGAACACAGAAUUUUUUGUUUCCUCUUCCCAAAAUGGUUGACGAAGUAGAGAAAACAUAAGUAAUUUCAUAGUGCGUCUACUAAUUAUGAAGUCAGUUGGAUGAAUUUAGUAGUCUUUUGCAGAGCUUGUGUAGCAAUUUUGGUUUCAUUUUGGAAUCUCCUCCUUCUAAUGCAAGGUGAAGAGAUUUUUUCCCCCUUUUGCAGUUCGCUAUAUAUAUAUAAAGGAAGAAAAAAAAGUAAGAAAUAUUUAGUGGAGAAAUUUUGGUAUGAAAUGAAGCUAAUAGGGUCGCAGUCCGAAAUGAAAAAUGACGGUGUAAUGUAAGUGUCAAAUAGCAAGUACCAAGACGGUUUUGGAUUUUUAUCCUGUUUGCCAUGUGAUGUUUUGUCCCUUUUCUACUGUGCACGAACAUGUCUCUCUCUAUUUUCUUCUUCAAAGUUGUGAUGCUUUUGAGGAAAAGCAUUCUCUC
Messenger RNA from Striga asiatica, 1731 nucleotides. The record is from the annotation of a GenBank genome assembly. NCBI's taxonomy places the organism in Eukaryota, Viridiplantae, Streptophyta, Magnoliopsida, Lamiales, Orobanchaceae.